AUGGUGCAGGAAGACGAUGAUGAAGGGGAUGACGAGGACUCCUUUGUAGAGGCAGCGCCACCCUCUCCGACUUCGCCUAACUCUGACGCAUUGCAAAUUGAUCGUGGUGACAACAUACGCGUGUUUGUUCGAGUCCGACCUCUGAAUGCAAAAGAGGACCUUGCUCAUGUUCGAGAUAGCAUUGUGGUUGACACAGCCUUGGGAGCUGUCCACUUUGCUGAGCCGCCAAGAAGUUUUGCCUUUGACGGUGUUCUCGGAGAGUCUGCUUUGCAGGAAGAUGUCUUCCAACUCUUUGGAACAAAUGUGGCUGAUGCCUGCCUGAGCGGGUACAAUGGAAGCAUCUAUGUCUAUGGUCAGACGGGAAGUGGAAAAACCUAUACUAUGCAGGGCGCCGUUGACUCUGUGCAAUCAAUGCACCACGACGAAAAAAGGGGCCUGAUGUGCCGGAUAUUGGAUUUCAUUUUUGCUGAAAUUAGCCGACGUCAUCACAAGGAUGGAAGUGUUCAGCACACGUGCAAGUGUUCGUACUUGGAGAUCUACAAGGAGCAGAUCACAGACCUCCUUGAACCGAGUUCAAACAAUUUGCAAAUCAGGGAGGACACAAAUCGAGGUGUGUAUGUGGAACGGCUAAGCGAGCAUUCUGUUUGGACUGCUUCGGAUGCGUUCCAUGUCUUGUGGAAGGGCCUGCAUCAAAGACAUGUGGCCGCCACCCAAAUGAACGAGCUGAGCUCAAGGUCACACUCUGUUUUUACUCUGAAGCUUGAAGCAUCAAAUACCACAUCUGGUGGUGUUACAUCCACAAAAGUCUCGAGGCUGAAUCUGAUCGACCUAGCGGGCUCUGAACGGCAGACUUUCGAUCCACUUCAUCCUGCUGUGGAGAGCAUCAGAGUCAAGGAGGCUGGCGCCAUCAAUCGAAGUCUCAGUGCGCUGACCAAUGUCAUUAUGUCAUUAUCACAUCGUAGAAAACCCUUGGCUGCAGGGUAUCGGCAGCCUUUUGUUCGCUACCGCGAUAGCAAGCUCACAUUUUUGCUGCGUGACUCUCUGGGCGGAAACUCCAAGACAGUCAUCGCAGCUUGCAUAAGUCCAUCUGCCUUAUGCUUUGGUGAGACGCUAUCUACCUUGAAAUUUGCAGCCCGUGCGAAGCACAUCCGCUGCACUGCCGUCAUGAAUGAGGAGUAUUCUGGCACAGUGGAGUCUCUCAUGUUGGAGGUGAAGAGCUUGCGGCAACAACUAGACUUGCUAUCAAGUCGUGGGCUUUUGGAAGCUGAGGCAGGAAGUGGAACCCAAUUGCAGACCUCGUUGCAGUCGAGGAGAGCGCUUCGCAAAGGCUCGAUCGAUGUAAAGGAAGCAGCGCUGGAGGCACUUGUGGCGGAAACAUUGCAAGCAGCAUGCUGCAAAGAAGAUUUGCAGUCCUUGCAUGGACCACGACGUGUUCGCAGGCUGCAAAUCCUCCUGGCAGCUGCACUUGAUCGUGAACGUCGAUGUGAACUCCGCCGUCACAAGAUGGACAAGUAUUCACAGUACCUGAACAACACACUCGAGCGGAAAGAGCAAUACUUUGAUGCGCUGCGGGACUACUUCAGCCGACUUGUCGACUAUGCAGCUGGAGAGGCCUGCUAUCUGCCAGAGUUCACAGCCAGACUUGUACUGUUGCGUCAGCAGUUGGCAAAUGCGACAGCAUCAGAUAGUCGGCACAAUGCGGAGAUGUUGGACGGUACAAUAGAGGCGUUCUUGGCUGCAGAAGAGGGCUUGUUCCAAGAUGGUCCGGAAGGCAUGGAAGAGAGUCCAUCUGGCCUCUGUUAUGUAUCCACGCAGAACUUGCUGGAACACGAGUUGUCCACUCGCAGCCGAAGUUACAGCUAUGGAUACUUGCUCGGGGAGGCAGCUCGGCGAAAUGGACGUCGGAGCACAUCGCAUAUGAAGCAGCUUGGUUUGUCGAAUUCUCGCUUGCCAGGUAGCCUGGUGGAUUCGCCGAUAGCUGAGUCUGAUAGAGUUGCUGAGCUGGGUCAAGGAGUUGCAGGACCAUUGGAACAGGAACUGGCAGAACUUCGAGCAGAAAACAAGUCCCGGAGGCAACUCGAAAGCCAUCCGGAGUUGUUUCGCCUUAGCGCAGAGAAUCGCUUGCUUCGAGAACACAUGGCCAUGCUGGUGCAGCAGAAGGCUUCUUCACAUCAGGAGCCAGACUUCUACCAGCACCAGACCCAGAGGCAUGUCGAAGGCAACUACCGAGAUCAGCCAGAAAAGGAGAUGAGUUUAGCUCGCACUACUUCUCGUUUGCUCAGCACCAUGGAGGAUGAAGGCGAGACACAGAAAGGGACAAGUGAAGUUGGAGAAGGCAAGCGUGUCGCCUUGAAGCACUUUCCUGGAAUUGAGGAGGUAACUCACUUGAGCUCCUCCGAUUCUGAGCUCGAUGAUGAACAACCUCAGGGCCAAGGGCAUCGGGAACCAGACCGAGGGCUUCCGGCUGAUGUGACCUCAUUUCUUCCAGCCAUGGCAAGACAGGUUCAAGAGCUCUUCCGAAUCAAAGAUGGGAUGCAGGAUCAGCUGCGUCAGAGGCUUCGUCAAAGAUGCCAAGGAAAAGGCAAUCCUGGCCGCUUCAUUCCAGUUACACCAGAGGCCACCAGUGCAGAAGAGGUUCGAGUCGAGCCACAAGCGCUUUCGGAGGCACUUCAGGGGGCCACAGAGGCCUUGCAGCAUGCGGAGGCGAUGCUCGCCAAAGGCGGCUGUGGAGACCUCUUUGUUGGGAUGGACGAGGGAGUGCUGGGUGACAGUCUUCGACGUUCUGAAGGAAUGGAUGAGAGAGACGUCUUCCUGUCCCUUAUGCGGUCUCUGCCCGGUGAGAGCCAAGCACUCAACCGGGAGGGCUCCUCCUCCCAAUUGUCACAUGGUGCUUUGAGAUCAGGAAUGACCCGUGGCAAGAAAAGAAUUUCAAAUUCCCUACAAAGCUCCAGCUCAAGUGCAGGAGGUGGAUGUUUGCAAAGAAUGAAGUCCACCAUGCAACUGCAUCGGAUCGUAGAAGCGCCCACUCUGCAGGAGAUGGCUGAAGCAAGUCCACAGAGCAGAGGUUCUGACAGGCCAGUUGAGCCAGUUGAGCAAGACACAAGAUCAUGUUCAUCCAGCGAGAACCUGCAGCUUACAAUUCAGCAGGUUCAAAGCUUGAGCAAGCAACUGGAGAACAUUGGGGAAAUGUACAAGGAUGUCAAGGGCCAGUUGGAGCCAAUGCAGCAAGAAUACUUGCGAAGGCUGGAUGAAUGCCGAUUUCUGGAAGCCCAGUGCCGACGCUUGGAUGUGCAUUGUCAUUUGCUCGAAGAACGAGUCCAGGCCGCCGAGGCAAGUGGUACCAUCCCACGAAACCAGCCCUUGUCAGCACCAAGCAAGACCAGAGCAGAAAGCCAGGUCAAUGGACAGCCUCUCCCACAAAGCCAGUUCAUGCAACCUGGUGCUGGGAGAUUUAUUCCUGUCAACUCUGUCCAACUGGGUUCUGUACUACCUUCGUACACAUCGCAGGGUCCGACUGGAUUGCUUCAGAUGAGUCAAGUGCAGACAGGAAGCACUCCUUCCUUGCCUUUGCAAAGAUCGGUGUCCCUCAUCGUGCUGCCAACCACGACAACGUCUUGGGCACCUGCACCUGCUAUGACCCUGAGCGCGUCUGCGCGCCAGCUUAGCAACGAGGCUGUGUUGAGCAAUCAGCAGUGUGCGAUGCCCGUCCAGAUGCUGCGCUUUUCGCAGGACGUGCGUCGAGUGUCUUCUGAACCACAACUGCUUCACUUUCACUCCGCAGUUUCUGCUGACCCUCGACUUUCCAGAAAAGAAGGCCCACGGCAUGGUGGUGCCAGCACCAUUGACGAGGUUGGACGCGAGAGAGUCCCUCACAUCUCAGGGUUCAAUGCAGUUUCUGCUGUCGCAUUUCAUGCGUCCCAAGAUGCUUGGGGACUGCAAGGUCCGCCAGGUGCGGUUCCUCUCUCCGCAGUUCCUCAGCUUGCCAGACCAGAAGCGUGGCGUUUCGACGGACCUUGCCAGCGUAGGUAA
Molecule: messenger RNA, 4029 nt
Organism: Cladocopium goreaui
Lineage: Eukaryota; Dinophyceae; Suessiales; Symbiodiniaceae
Source: the annotation of a GenBank genome assembly